UAAUAUAAAGUACGGGACCCCCGGGGGUGCGGUCUCUUUCCUGUUCCGGCGCCUGAGCGAGGCGCGUGGAGGGAACGCAGUCGCGACUGCGUGCGUCCGGACACCCUUUUUCUCCGCGCCCCGAGGGCCGAGCGACGACCGAACCGACAUGACCGAGUGGGAGACAGCGGCGCCGGCCGUGGCCGAAACCCCGGACAUCAAGCUCUUCGGCAAGUGGAGCACGGACGACGUGCAGAUCAAUGACAUCUCCCUGCAGGACUACAUCGCCGUCAAGGAGAAGUACGCCAAGUACCUGCCGCACAGCGCGGGCCGCUACGCCGCCAAGCGCUUCCGCAAGGCGCAGUGCCCCAUCGUGGAGCGCCUCACCAACUCCAUGAUGAUGCACGGCCGCAACAACGGCAAGAAGCUCAUGACCGUGCGCAUCGUCAAGCACGCCUUCGAGAUCAUCCACCUGCUCACCGGCGAGAACCCACUGCAGGUUCUCGUGAAUGCCAUCAUCAACAGUGGUCCUCGUGAAGAUUCCACCAGGAUCGGGCGGGCAGGGACUGUGAGGCGCCAGGCAGUGGACGUGUCCCCCCUGCGGCGGGUCAACCAGGCCAUCUGGCUCCUGUGCACCGGGGCUCGAGAGGCCGCCUUCCGCAACAUCAAGACCAUCGCCGAGUGUCUGGCUGACGAGCUCAUCAAUGCUGCCAAGGGCUCUUCAAACUCCUACGCCAUCAAGAAGAAGGACGAGCUGGAGCGAGUGGCCAAGUCCAACCGCUGAUCCCCACCCCUGUGGACAAUAAAUGCCCCUGCCCCCCACUGUGGGGGCAGGGUCCUUGUGCCUGUC
Messenger RNA from Dromiciops gliroides (monito del monte), 829 nucleotides. RefSeq names its product ribosomal protein S5 (gene RPS5). The record is from RefSeq and is a predicted model, not a curated record. Gene Ontology annotation, cellular component: cytosolic small ribosomal subunit; ribosome. Bases 149 to 763 code for a protein of 204 amino acids. Gene Ontology annotation, molecular function: mRNA binding; structural constituent of ribosome; rRNA binding. Gene Ontology annotation, biological process: ribosomal small subunit assembly; translation. Lineage: Eukaryota; Metazoa; Chordata; Mammalia; Microbiotheria; Microbiotheriidae. The transcript has 6 exons.